This is a messenger RNA of Juglans microcarpa x Juglans regia, 617 nucleotides long. Its product is annotated as ankyrin repeat-containing protein At5g02620-like. Gene Ontology annotation, molecular function: protein binding. The coding region runs from base 24 to 617 and encodes 197 amino acids. The transcript has a single exon. The record is from RefSeq and is a predicted model, not a curated record. Lineage: Eukaryota; Viridiplantae; Streptophyta; Magnoliopsida; Fagales; Juglandaceae.
UGUCCAAGUUCCUUGCCAAAGCAAUGGCAGGAGAAGGGGGCCAAAUUAAAGAAGAAGGGCAGACAAUUUCAUCCAGUACCACAGAGCUAAUGACGAAGGAAAAGGAGGACAUGAUCAAGAAAAAGUUGUUCACAAUGGCCAUGAAUGGCCAAUGGGAUCAAAUUGUGGAGGCAUAUAUGCAUGAAGCACGUGCUCACGAGAUGAGGAUCACCAAGGCAGGGGACACAGCUUUACACAUAGCUAUCUCUCAGGGGAAUGAAGAGAAAGUCAAAGACCUUGUACAACAAAUUACAAAUCAACGAGUACGAAGCAAAGUCAAAGAGGCUCUUGAAAUUAAAAACGAUAGAGGGAAUACCCCACUCCAUAUUGCUGCUUCAAAGGGGAAUGUGAGCAUGUGUCAAUGCAUUGCAAACGUUGAUCAACAGUCCGUGGGUGUUCCUAAUGGGGACGGGGAGACCCCUUUUUUCUUAUCAGUGCUCCAUGGUAAAAGAGAAGCCUUCUUCUGUCUACACGAUAUCUGUGGCGUCGAGAACGGCUAUAAAUAUUCCAGGAGGAAAGACGGUGACACCAUUCUUCAUUGUGCUAUCGCUAGAGACUACUUUGGUGAGAAGUACUAG